UUUGCCAUUUUAAAAGAAAAUUAUAGCAGUUGAUUGUUCUUAUUAGGUUUCGAGCUUUGAGGGGUUUUGCCUUUGACCAAAAGGCUCACUUCUCUUUGUGUCUUUUCCAAUUCAAUUUGGUGGGAAACGCCAAAAGUCAACAGACAACGAAUGCAUUUGGAUUCAAUUUCUCUAUACAGGUAUUAGACACUUGAACGUCCUCCGUAUUACAUUAUGGAACUGUUGUCCCUGGCUAACUGAUAUAAGAAAUAUUCCAAGGAGCAGCAAAACACUGAAACUUGUUUAGGAAAUUAUGGAGUGCAAUAGAGACGAGGCCAUCAGGGCAAAAGUAAUCGCUGAGAGAAAGUUGACAGAGAAGGAUUUAGCUGGUGCAAAGAAAUUUACCUUGAAAGCCCAAAGUUUGUAUCCUGGACUUGAGGGUCUUUCCCAGCUGUUGACAACAGUUGAUGUGUACAUCUCUGCAGAGAAUAAAGUAAGUGGGGAAGUGGAUUGGUAUGGGGUACUUGGUGUAAAUCCCUCGGCAGAUGAUGAUACAGUGAAGAAACAGUAUAGGAAGCUCGCUCUCAUACUUCACCCUGAUAAAAAUAAAUCAGUGGGUGCAGAUGGUGCAUUUAAACUUCUUUCAGAAGCCUGGAGUUUAUUAUCUGAUAAGACCAAAAGAUUGGCAUAUAAUCAAAGGAGAAGUUUAAAAGGAUUCCAACAGAAAGCUCCAGCCCAGAGUAAGGGUCCACCAUCAGCACCAUCGGUUGUAAAUGGUUUUCACAAUUUUACAAAUAAUGCAACUUCAAAUGUCAAGACUCAGAGCAAAAGCACACGGUUGUUUACCACCACUGCUCCACCUCCAUCCCAUCGAAGAACGGAUACUUUUUGGACUAUUUGCAACCGAUGCAAGAUGCAUUACGAAUAUCUUAAGAUAUAUCUCAACCACACUCUCCUUUGCCCCAACUGUCGUGAGGCUUUUACAGCUUCUGAGAUGUCUCCUCCAAUCAAUUUUUCUCAGUCCAAUUUAUCUUCUCGCCAAAGGCAUCAAAAUUCUAGCCAUCAUGUAACUAAUACUAAUCCAUUUGAUCCUGGAAGAAAUGCUGCAACUGCUCAAAAUUUAGGACCAGGAGUAUCGGCAGGUAUUAAUUCGUUUAAUCACACACACGUCCAUAGGGGUCCGUUCUCCAGAAUGGCUGGUGUUGGUAGCACGGUUACCUCACCUUCUACUGCUGCAAAAGCUGCAAAUGUUAUUCAGCAGGCAAAUGAGAAAGUGAAAAGAGAGCGUGAGGAAGCAGAGACUGCUGCCUGGUGGGAGAAGAGCUAUGCUUCUAGCUCAGUUCUCAAAGGAGAGAGACCUUGGAAAAAGAAAAGAGGACCAGAUGAUGAUCAUAAUGGAUAUCGCAGCAAUGUGCCUUAUCAAAUGACCAUGGGGAAUAGCAGUGGUGGCACAGGAAGCAUUUCUGGAUUACGAAAGAGUAAUUAUGAAUCAGAAAGGGCCUAUGGUUUUUCUGGUAUUAAUAAUAAGCCUAACAGCACUAGAGAGUUGACAUUGCUUGAAACCCGAAACAUGCUGAUGGAGAAGGCGUGGAGGGAAAUUCGCAAGAAGUUAACUGAUUGGCGUUUGGAUGCUGCAGCCAAGGCUGCAGAAAAAGAAAAGAAAGUGAAAGAGAGUAAAAAGGAAAGGGUGGGUGCAGUGAAGGGCGAUACACAUGAUCCAAAUGGGUUUGGUGAGUCUUUUGGAACUAAGAGAGGGGACCAAGCCAAGAUGAGUAUUCAGAGCCCUUCUGUUGAUGAUACAGAUAAGGAGGAACUUGCACCAACAUCGAUGGAUGUUCCAGAUCCUGAUUUUCAUGAUUUUGACCUGGACAGGACGGAAAGUUGUUUCAGUGAUAACCAGGUCUGGGCUGCUUAUGAUGAUGAUGAUGGCAUGCCUCGUUUCUAUGCUAUUAUUCAUAAAGUAGUCUCCUUGAAGCCAUUCAAGAUGCGAAUCAGUUGGCUUAAUUCAAAAACCACCAAUGAAUUUGGUCCUGUAAACUGGAUAGGUUCUGGUUUCUCUAAAACUUGUGGGGAAUUUAGGGUUGGCAAACAUGAAAUCAAUAAAUCACUGAAUUCUUUUUCACACAAGGUUAAGUGGACAAAAGGCACACGUGGGGCUGUUUGUAUAUUCCCCCAAAAGGGGGAUGUGUGGGCUUUAUACAGAAACUGGUCACCUGAUUGGAAUGAGCAUACCCCAGAUGAAGUGAUACACAAGUAUGACAUGGUGGAAGUGCUCGAUGAUUAUAAUGAGGAUCAAGGUGUUUCUGUUACCCCUCUUGUCAAGGUAGCUGGUUUCAGGACAGUAUUCCAUCCUCAUCUGGACCCUGUGAAAGUAAGGAGGAUUCGGAAAGAAGAGAUGUUUAGAUUCUCUCAUCAGGUUCCUAACUACUUGCUUACAGGCCAAGAAGCUCAAAAUGCUCCACAGGGCUGCCAGGAGCUAGAUCCAGCUGCUUCACCUUUGGAACUUCUCCAGGUAAUAACAGAAGCUAACGAGGUACCUAUGGUGGAGAAUGGUGGAAAAGUUGAGGGAGAGACAUUGCUGAGUACCCUAGAGAAUCAGAAAGAUGAGAUAAUGGAUAAUUCAACAAAUGGUGAGGAAGAAGUUAUGGUAGAGAAUGUUGAAGGACCCAAGGCAGGGGAGACAAUGGUUUAUAAGAAAAGAACCAAGGAAGCAGCAGCAGUAGAUAAUGCAUGAAAAAACUGAGGAGAUUAUGAAGAUUACUCUGAGAUACAUUCAGUAGUUGAGUUUUGGGGUAUGCGGGCCCAACAAGAAUUGAAAGGGAAUGGCAUCUAGGUACAGUAGGUGGAUUGAAAGUGAAAGCUGACAUUCUUGCUUUUUGUGGCUAUUUAGCAUUCAGACUCUGUUAGAACUCAUGUAUGGCCAUCAGCAGAUCAGGUAUAACCCAGUUUUUUUUUCUUCAAACUGAAUAUAGUCUACAAUAUGAAGAUACAUUGUUCUUGUUCCUUAUAUAGGUAAAAGAUGAGUGCUUCCCUACCUUUUGGAUAUAUCUUUUAAGGUUGGGGCUGCAUACUUUUUGUUCUUGGUCGUUAUAUUUCUAUCCAGAACCAUCUACUAGUUGCAGCUUUUUUCAAUGAAGUAUAUAUCAAUGAGCUGCUUUACUUCUA
Molecule: messenger RNA, 3144 nt
Organism: Cornus florida
Lineage: Eukaryota; Viridiplantae; Streptophyta; Magnoliopsida; Cornales; Cornaceae
Exons: 2
Coding region: 293-2713 (806 amino acids)
Source: RefSeq, a predicted model, not a curated record